UGGUGGUGAGUGAGUGAGGGGUGGUGGUGGUGAGUGAGUGAGGGGUGGUGGUGGUGAGUGAGUGAGGGGUGGUGGUGGUGAGUGAGUGAGGAGUGGUGGUGACGGUGAUGGCGCCGCGGAAUGCCGCCGCCGCGCUGCCGCUGUUCGUGGCCGCGGGCUCCGCGUCGCUGCUUCUGGGACUCGCGGCGUGCGGGAGCCUCGCGCGGUUCCUCUACGCGGGGCCCCCCAACAUCAACAACAACAUCAACAACAACAACAUCAUCAACAACAACAUCAACAACCCCAGCGCGGACGGCGACGUGGACGCCCUGCGCUGGCGAGAUGUUCGCUGGGGGCUUGACUCGCUCUGGCCUCUGCUCUUCGACCUGGGCCUCGCCGCCUGCUUUCUGCUGCUGCACCGCGCCAUGGCGUCACCGUGGGCCCAGCGCGUCCUCGCGGCCACCUGCGGCGUGUGCCGGCGCGCCGUGCACGUCAUCUACACGGCCGUCACGGUGCAGCUGCUCAUCCACCUGUGGGAGCCGGGGAGGGCCUUGCCCCCGCUGUGGAGCGUGCGCGGCGAGCUGGCGCACAGCACGUGCUUCCUGGUGCACGUGCUCAGCUGGCUCGUAAUGCUGAGCAUCGCCAUCAUCUUCGACUUCCCCGAGCUGAUGGGAAUCAAGCAGAUGUACUAUGAGGUGAUGGGGCUGGGCGAGCCAAUGCUGCUCAAGUCUCGGCGCGCCCAGCGCCUCUACGGGCACAUGCGCGUGCCCGUGUUCGUGGAGGCGCUGCUCGUGCUGUGGGUGGUGCCGCGCAUGAGCGCCGAGCGGGCGCUGCUCUCACUCCUCGCGUCCGCGUACCUGGCCACCGUGCACCGCCUGGACGGCUGUGACUACGAGUACCUGCGCGGGCAGCUCGCCAGGAAGUUCGAGGUGUUCCGUCACGAGGAGCGGCGCCUGGGCCGACUCGGGGACGGAGAGGGAGACUCCGGCUGACAGUACCUCCUCCCACCCUCGCGCUCACCCACGCAGCCCCCCCCCCCCCCCGCCUCAUUUAUCCACAGCCCUCCGCAUUCACCCGCACUCCUCGCUCGCGACACGGGCUCUACCAUCACACCGGCGUCUCCACGCAGCUCCGCCGCCUCCACUGCCAGCGUCUGCACGAGUGUCUCCCCCAAAACAACCUCAAAGUAGCAACCUCCGGCUCAUGUGAACAUUGAGGGGGUGCUCAUCUCGUCACAGCAUGGAGCCAUUGGUGGAAAUAUCACAUUCUUAUGACUCCAGGAACAAGUAUAUCCACAGAACACCCACUGUUGACUUCCCAACUCAUUUUAUCGACUCGCAAAUCUGAUUGCGAGCCGCUCUGCCUACCACUGAGCCACCCAGGGAAUCACAGGAGUAUGAGGCGAUUAGUGACCUUGGGCCCCAGGGUUUGAGUGGAGAAUGAUUGCAGAUGAGUGGAGAGGGAGCGCUGUGUGCCGGCCCCAAAGCAGCCUGGCCAUUCAGCGCUGCGCUUGCGGUUUUAAACUCGUGUGUGGGGUGGGUGCAAUGUGUGGGCCCAUGUGCUCCGUGCAGCAGCUGCAUGUUCAAGUGUUAGCGAUGAUUUCCAGAGUUAGAGUUCUGCGUUAUCAGAAAUAACUGGUGUCGGUUUUGUAUUUUGGUAUAAACGUCCAACACUAAUAAGUGUGUUGGCGUGGGUUAGGUAUUUAAUAUGCAUGUGUCAAUGCUAUUUACACAGUGGGAAGCAAUGAGCUGGAGUUCAGAGAAGGGACAUUUGCUAUUGAACGAGGGGACGAGGCGGCUUGCAUGGGGAGGAAUCGAGUGGUCACCGAUGGCUUUUGUGGCUGAUAUUUUGUUACAUGUAUCUAUAGUCGGCAGCUUUUUAACUAAUUCAUUAAUUUUAACGUAGCACUCUUUUAAAUAUCAUAACUGCUAAUUUUAUAUAAACUUUGAGUUUGCAA
This is a messenger RNA of Lethenteron reissneri (Far Eastern brook lamprey), 1936 nucleotides long. It is a transcript of the gene NRM, whose product is annotated as nurim. Lineage: Eukaryota; Metazoa; Chordata; Hyperoartia; Petromyzontiformes; Petromyzontidae. The record is from RefSeq and is a predicted model, not a curated record. Gene Ontology annotation, cellular component: nuclear membrane.